Messenger RNA from Fragaria vesca subsp. vesca, 472 nucleotides. Its product is annotated as cytochrome c oxidase subunit 5C-2-like. The record is from RefSeq and is a predicted model, not a curated record. The transcript is spliced from 2 exons. The coding region runs from base 98 to 289 and encodes 63 amino acids. Lineage: Eukaryota; Viridiplantae; Streptophyta; Magnoliopsida; Rosales; Rosaceae.
GUGGUUUCUGAGCAACACUCGUCAUUUGCGAAGGAUCGAAAGAAAGGAAAGCCCCAAUUUCGCAGCCUCUGCUUCUCAAUCUCUCAGAUCAAGUGAAAUGGCUGGUCACAAGGUUGCUCAUGCCACAUUGAAAGGACCAAGUGUUGUUAAGGAGAUAAUCAUAGGGGCGGUGCUUGGUUUGGCUGCGGGAGGCCUUUGGAAAAUGCAUCACUGGAAUGAGCAGAGGAAAGUAAGGACAUUCUAUGACUUGCUGGAGAAGGGUGAAAUCAGUGUCGUUGCCGAAGAAUAGAUCUUCUAAUUUUCAAACAUGAUUUUGUGGUCUCAUUCAAAGUUUGUUGAUCAUUGCCUCUAGUAUCUAUUUGGCUCUUGAACUAAAGAUGAUGACCUUAGUCUGGGUUCUGAAUAAUUUUCUCAAACAGUUGUGGAAUACAGUAUUGUUUUGAAUGGAAGUUGAUUAAUCUUCUCAUAGUUU